Oncorhynchus mykiss (rainbow trout) is the source of this 3453-nucleotide messenger RNA. RefSeq lists its product as uncharacterized. NCBI's taxonomy places the organism in Eukaryota, Metazoa, Chordata, Actinopteri, Salmoniformes, Salmonidae. The record is from RefSeq and is a predicted model, not a curated record.
UGUGGCUAGCUUCAGGAUUGGAGGUGAAUGUUUUGAUUUCAAACACCCUUUUUUUGUGGAGUAAACAAAGACGUACUGACUGACCUAAAUAGACUACCCAACUCUGUCGUCUAAAAUAUGUCUAAAUUACAGUCGUUGCGUGUGUUUUUGAAUGAUCGUUUAACGGCGGCUGCUGUGGAGAUUUUCGGGGCAGUUGAGAAAACGGUAGUGGAGUACCAGGAGGAGAAUGAUCGGCUACGGAGACUGCUGCGGAUCACACCAGAGAUACAACUAUGUAGAAUAGACUCCCUGCAGCUCUCUGUCUCUGAAGAGGAGGAUCCCCCUGAGCAGCAGCACUGUGAGCAGGAGGGGAGCCCCAGUCUGGGACAGAAGGGCCCAGAGACCAAACAGAUUAAAGAGGAACAGGAGGAAGUCAGGACCUGUCAGGAGGAAGAGCAGCUUCAAGGGCUCGUUGAUACCAAAGACUCCAUAUUCACUACUUCCUGUGUGAAAAGUGAAUGUGAUCAGGAGGACCCAUGUCAAGAAGCCGUACUAGCUGAACACCCAACUCUCAGUCCACUGAAAACAUCUAAACUACAGUUGUUCUGUGUGUUGUUAAAUCAAUGUUUAACGGCAUCUGCUGCUGUGGAGAUUUUCGGGGCAGUUGAGAAAACGGUAGUGGAGUACCAGGAGGAGAAUGAUCUGCUACGGAGACUGCUGCGGAUCACACCGGAGAUACAACUAUGUAGAAUAGACUCCCUGCAGCUCUCUGUCUCUGAAGAGGAGGUUCCCCCUGAGCAGCAGCACUGUGAGCAGGAGUGGAGCCCCAGUCUGGGGCAGGAGGACCCAGAGACCAAACAUAUUAAAGAGGAACAGGAGGAAGUCAGGACCAGUCAGGAGGAAGAGCAGCUUCAAGAUCUGGAGCCUGAUAUCAUAGAGUUCAAUUUCACCCCUUCCUGUGUGAAAAGUAAAUGUGAUCAGGAGGAACCACUUUGGUCCUUGACUCUUCCCCAAACCCAGCCUGUGGAGAACAGAGAGAGAGACUCUAAACCAGUGGAUCUCAAAUCUUUUGUCCAUGUGACCCACUUAAAUGGUCUUGACCUUCCAGAUAAUGACAGCAAUACCUCAAGCCACAGUACAGCCGUAAGCAGCGACACAGUGGGACUUGACAGCAGUCCACCAUUGAAGAAACACUGUUCCAAACCCAGCACCACAUCUAUAAAAACUCACCACUGCCAUGACUGUGGUGCAACAUUUGCUCUGAAAGCUGACCUGCAGAGACAUGUGACUCUCACCAAGAAGAGACUCAGUGAAUGUAGAUUAUGCAGAAAACGCUACAACUCCACCUGUAAACUGAAGGCCCAUGUCCGACGCUGUCACAGUGGGAAACACUGCACAUGCCCUGUUUGUGGAAAGACCUUCAAAUACAAAGGCUAUCUUUCCAAGCACUUAAGGAUUCACACAGGAGAGAAACCAUUCAACUGUGGUGACUGUGGGAAAAGCUUCACUCAGAAGGGGAACCUAACCGAACAUGUACUGACUCACACGGGAGAGAAACCAUUUAGCUGUGGUGACUGUGGGAAAAGCUUCAGUCUCAAGAAGACACUAACGGAUCAUAUACGAACUCACACAGGAGAGAAACCAUUCAGCUGUGGUGACUGUGGGAAAAGCUUCAAUAAGAAGGGACACCUUUCCGUGCAUCAACUGACUCACACAGGUGAGAAACCUUUUAGCUGUGGUGACUGUGGGAAAAGCUUCAGUCAGAAGGGGAAUCUAAGCAUUCAUAAACUGACUCACAUAGGAGAGAAACCUUUUACCUGUGGAGAAUGCGGGAAAAGCUUUGGGCUCAAGCGACACCUAACCAUGCAUAAACUGACUCACACAGGAGAGAAACCAUUUAGCUGUGGAGACUGUGGGAAAAGCUUUAAUCGCAAGGAGGUCUUAACCAUGCAUAUACGGACUCACACAGGAGAGAAACCAUUUAUCUGUGGUGACUGUGGGAGGAGCUUCAGGCAUAAAGGGUCCCUUAAGAUACAUAUAUUGUCUCACACAGGAGAGAAACCGUUCAGCUGUGGUGACUGUGGGAAAAGCUUCAAUCAAAGGGGUAACCUAAACAUGCAUAUACGGACUCACACCAGAGAUAAUUCAUUUUGCUGUGGAGAAUGUGGGAAAACCUUCAAUCAGAGGGGGAACUUAACCACACAUAUACAAACUCACACCAGAGAUAAUUCAUUUCGAUGUGGUGACUGUGGGCAAAGCUUCAAUGAGAAGGGACACCUAACUGAACAUAUACGGACUCACACAGGAGAGAAACCAUACAGGUGUGGUGACUGUGGGAAAAGCUUCAUUCAGAAGGCGGACCUAAGGAGGCAUAUACUGACUCACACAGGAGAGAAACCCCAUGGCUGCUUCGUCUGUGGUAAAGGAUUCACUCAGAAGUCUCAUCUGCUGAGGCAUGUGGAUAAAAUCCACAAAGGAAGAAAACAGGACAGAAACUGAAAGAACAUUAGGACAUAGAGAUUGUCUGUCAGGUAAGUGAAUAAAAGGGCAGGAUGUGGACAAAUAUCUUAGGAAGCAACAGCGAUAUGGCCCUCAUCAAAUAUGCAGACGACAUGGCUCUGGUUGCUUGCCUGGAGGUCAAGUCCAUCUCCAGCUACUCCCAGUUCAUUGACUGCCUCUUGACGUGGUUUGACAAUAUCUUAGGAGCUCAGUCUGGGUCUCAACUUACUAUUAAGACUCAGAAUAGUAGAAUACACCAGGUCCAAUUUAGACAUUUGGUUGUGCAUCAGCACUUUGUCACUGACAGUCACUCAAUUAGCGAUUUUAGAUUGGAAGUUAGUCUAGCCAGCUAUCUAACCUUAGUAGUAAUCACUGCUGAAUACCGACCGGGCAGGGAAUGUGCCCAGGGGCCCAUAUUAACAUGGAAUAAGUCAUUACGGCAGGGGGGUGGCAGGUAGCCUUGGGCCAGUAACCAAAAGGUUGCUAGAUCCAAUCCCUGAGCUGACAAGGCAGUUUUAACCCACUGUCCCUAGGCCGUAAUUGCAAAUAAGAAUUUGUUCUUAACCGACUAACCUUAAAUAAAUGUUAAAUUAAAAAGGACAAAAUUACAAAAUGUGUAUAAUUGUAGGAAAUUAAUUUUAAAACAUACAUUUCUCUUCACCAUCAGAGGGGUACUCAAAUGUUUCACCUCGAGGUGGGGGGCACCCCAACCAAAUCUCUCAGGGCCCCAAAAGACGGGAGCCGGCCUUGGAUUUAGUUUUGGAAAACACAUUUAUUUGGUUUGAAUGAUGAUCAAACAUUAUUAUUAUUAUUAUAUCGAACAGAUUAAAGAUUCCUUUAUUGUCCAAUUGUACAGUUCCAAAUUCAACUCCCGCUUCCAUGUCAACCCCUCCUAAAGAGACGCAUUCAGAAAGUAUUCAGACCCCUUAACUUUUUACUUAUCAAUCUCCCCUACACACGAUACCCCAUAAUGAC